Molecule: messenger RNA, 2789 nt
Organism: Acipenser ruthenus (sterlet)
Lineage: Eukaryota; Metazoa; Chordata; Actinopteri; Acipenseriformes; Acipenseridae
Product: ornithine aminotransferase, mitochondrial-like
Exons: 10
Coding region: 135-1463 (442 amino acids)
Cellular component (GO): cytoplasm
Molecular function (GO): identical protein binding; L-ornithine transaminase activity; pyridoxal phosphate binding
Source: RefSeq, a predicted model, not a curated record
GAGCCAGAUAAAUAUUAGACUCCUCUGCUUGUGAGUACUAGUCAGGCGACAGCAAACAAGGAGUGACCAAAGGAAACGUGUUUGCUAGACGUUGAAAUAUACAGAAACGCUCUUCAAAAAACAGCCCUGCAAAGAUGUUUUCCAAGCUGAGUGUUUGUGCGAGCUUGGCCACGCCAGUGCUCAGCCGCCAGAUGCACAUGGUGGUCUGUCCUGCAUCGACGGCUGCCUCAAAGCUUAAGAAUAUGGAGAAAUCCUUAUCUGCAGAGGAGGUGUUUGCUCGGGAGGAAAAAUAUGGUGCCCACAAUUACCACCCGCUGCCUGUGGCUCUGGAGCGUGGCGAAGGAGUUUAUGUGUGGGAUGUUGAAGGCAGAAGGUAUUUUGACUUUCUGAGUGCUUACAGUGCAGUGAACCAGGGACACUGCCAUCCAGAGAUCAUUUCGGCUCUGAACGCACAGGCCACAAGACUUGCACUGACCUCGCGAGCAUUUUACAAUAAUGUGCUGGGGGAGUAUGAGGAGUACAUCACCAGUCUCUUCAAAUACAACAAAGUGCUGCCAAUGAAUACAGGUGUAGAAGCUGGAGAAACUGCUUGCAAGCUGGCCCGCAAAUGGGCAUACACUGUCAAGGGAGUUCCAAAAUACAAAGCAAAAAUUAUCUUUGCAAAUGGCAAUUUCUGGGGGAGGACAUUAGCCGCUAUCUCCAGUUCCUCAGAUCCCAGCAGUUAUGAUGGAUUUGGUCCGUUCAUGCCUGGCUUUGAGAUUAUCCCGUACAACGACAUACCAGCUCUAGAGCGUGCACUUCAGGAUCAGAAUGUUGCAGCAUACAUGGUGGAACCCAUUCAGGGUGAAGCGGGAGUGCUUGUUCCUGAUGAAGGCUACUUGACCAAAGUGAGAGAGCUGUGCACCAGACACAAUGUCCUGUUUAUUGCGGACGAGGUACAGACAGGGCUGGCUAGAACUGGCCGGAGACUGGCGGUCGACCAUGAAAACAUCAGGCCUGACAUUGUUCUGCUAGGCAAGGCUUUGUCAGGAGGAGUUUAUCCAGUUUCUGCAGUGCUGUGUGAUGAUGAGGUCAUGUUGACUAUCAAGCCUGGUGAACAUGGCUCUACUUACGGAGGAAAUCCAUUGGCAUGUCGGGUAGCUAUUGCAGCUCUUGAGGUUCUUGAAAAGGAGAAGCUGGCUGAAAAUUCAGAAAAGAUGGGAAAAAUCCUUCGAUCAGAGUUGAUGAAACUGCCCAGAGACAUUGUAGUGGCUGUUAGAGGGAAAGGAUUGCUGAACGCCAUAGUCAUCAAGGAAACCAAAGGCUACGAUGCCUGGAAGGUAUGCCUGCGCUUGCGUGAUAAUGGGCUCCUGGCAAAGCCCACUCAUGGGGACAUCAUUAGACUAGCACCGCCUCUUGUGAUCAAGGAGGAUCAAGUGCGAGAGUGUGCUGAAAUCAUUCAGAAGACAAUCUUGUCCUUUUAGACUUUACUUGCUUAUAGGUCACAUUUUUUUGUCGCUGUAGUCGUAUAACUUAAAAUCCUCUCCAAAGCCAGUCUAUUUAAAUAUAUUUGUGUGAUUUGUGUUAGAUGUAUGCACAGGAUGAGCUGUCUAAACCAGGCGUCUCCAGCUCUGGUCCUGGAGAGCCCCUCUCCAGCAGGUUUUAUAGGUGUCUUUACAUCAUCAGUGGCUAAAGAUCUGGAACACCUGUUAAUCUUGACUAAUUAAGCCAAUAAUUGGUUCAGUUAAGUAACUGAGAGAUUGGUUAAAAUGAAAACCAGCAGCCCCUCCUCUAAACCCUUACCAACAAACUCAACAAGAACGUACACAAGCCAUUACAAGCAAAAACAAAAUAAGCUUAUACAUAUUUUUUUUUUAUAAAAUAGCAAUUUGAGCACUUGUUCAUCUUUCCUGGCAAUGUUUUACCCCUAUAAACAUGUAAUACAUUUUUCAUGAUCAAUAUAUGCAAAGCCUUUGAAAUGGUAGUUGCAGGAUAUACGAUAUUUAAAACAUCACUGCACAGCCAUUGGGUAUAUUUUAGGGAUUCUGAUUUUUACUGUUUACAGGUUAAAAUAUAUAUGCACAACAGUAAUGAAAGGAUCUUUUAGGUUAUUAACUAAAGUUUUUUGCCGCCUGUCACGGCUGAAAUUGGGUUGAACUCUAAUUCUUAAUGUCAUUUGGGGAUUUGUCAGGUAAAUGCUUAAGAUCAGAAAUCCUAGAUACUUUAAUGGCCUUUUUACUGAUGUUUCCCUACUGUUACUGGGUUCAGUAAGUUGAGGACUGUGAAACCAGCCACUGGGGAGCUGAACUGUAUUUUAUUUUAGUUUUUUUUGAGCAUUACACUUCAGCCAUCAACACCAGGCAGAAGGAUAUCUACAUCAUCAUAUGGAAGGAAACGCAAAUGGAUGGAGACACAGAUGGAUCACAUUAGUUUACUGUAAAGCUAUGUCUUAGUUGGUGCUUAUCUUGGCGAGAGCCGUGUUCAAAUCAGCAUGAAGUUUUAACAUCUACUCUCGUGUAAUGGAAAUAAUAAUUUAGCACGCUAUUUCUUUAAAAAGGUAAAAACGUUAUUUAAAUAUAUGGCUAGUUUGAGCACGCAUUGAAUACAUAAAAGGAAAUGUUUUGUUGGCAUUUCAAACUUUUAAAUCUUUUAGUUUUAUUUAAUUAAUGAUAUUCAUGCCUGUUGCUACUGUAAAAUGUAGUUCUGGUGUGCUUUAUUUUUAUUAUUAUUAUUAUUAUUUGUGUGUGUAUUUUGCAGAAUUCAAUUCAAAAUUGUUAACAAAUUAAAAUUCUAAAUUUAAGAGUAUUAUA